This is a messenger RNA of Myxocyprinus asiaticus (Chinese sucker), 2820 nucleotides long. Its product is annotated as elongation of very long chain fatty acids protein 4-like. The record is from RefSeq and is a predicted model, not a curated record. The coding region runs from base 89 to 625 and encodes 178 amino acids. Gene Ontology annotation, biological process: very long-chain fatty acid biosynthetic process; fatty acid elongation, polyunsaturated fatty acid; fatty acid elongation, monounsaturated fatty acid. Gene Ontology annotation, molecular function: fatty acid elongase activity. The transcript is spliced from 6 exons. Lineage: Eukaryota; Metazoa; Chordata; Actinopteri; Cypriniformes; Catostomidae. Gene Ontology annotation, cellular component: endoplasmic reticulum membrane.
AAUAAAUGCCCAUAGUUUUGACAUUAUUGCUUCUUUCCCCUAGAGAUGCAUUUAUUUGCAAAACAUUACUUUUAUUUUACCUUUUUAGAUGGCCAAUGUAUGCUGGUGGUUUUUCUUCUCUAAAGUAAUUGAGCUUAGUGAUUCAAAAUAUAUACUCCCACUGUGGACAUGCAGUUCAAAGAGAGACACUUUCUCUCUCAUUCUCUGCAUUCAGGUCUUUUUCAUCUUGAGGAAGAAGAAUAAUCAGCUCACAUUUCUGCAUGUGUAUCAUCAUGGAACAGUGAUCUUCAACUGGUGGACAGGAGUUAAAUAUGUGGCAGGAGGUCAACCAUUUUUCAUCGGGCUGCUGAACACAUUUGUUCAUAUUGUCAUGCAUUCUUACUCUGGCCUUGCAGCCUUAGGCCCACACAUGCAGAAAUAUCUGUGGUGGAAGCAUUACCUGACCACACUUCAGCUGAUCCAGUUUGUCUUGCGGACUAUUCACACUGGCUUCAACCUCUUCACUGAGUGUGACUUCCCUGACUCCAUGAACUCUGUUGUGUUUGCAUACUGCAUCAGCCUCAUUGUGCUGUUCAGCAACUUUUUCUACCAGAGCUUCAUAACCAGAAAGAGCAAGAAGUCUUAACUGUCUGUGUCGGUGCACAUGCUGAGCACCAAAGAGAAGAUUCUCCCAUUGUUCAUGUCAGAGUGAGGUCAUAGGUGAUUAAUCGACUAGUAUUGUUCCAUCAGUGUUCACUUUGCAAUCCUACCUCAGUUUGAAACAGAUACUGCAUAUUUUGUCACCAGGACUAAAAAGAUUUGUUAAAACAGUUGGACUCAUAUUAGAGGUCUUAUUCUGGUUAUUCUGGGUAUUUCUAGAACUUUUCCAAUGUCUUGCAUGCUGUUGUUCUUUUAGGUGUUUUGGAGCUGUGUAACAUUUUCAGCUUUAUGUUAUCAACCAAUAUUAUUUUUAUGUAAAUAAAAUGUGAAUCUCAUUUUUAAGGAUGGAACAUCAUUUUUAUUGUCUCAAUUCUGUGAAUGUUUAAAUCCACAGUAUUUAUAGCUGUUGUCAUUACAGUUGCAGCCUGAACUGCACUAGAUGGCAGUAUCUAGUUGAUUAUUUCUAUGGCUGCAUCGGAAGAUGUUCUUGUGUGGGUUUUCUCGCGAUAUUACUGCAACGCUGCAAACCCAGGAAUGGGUUUCUACAGAGAUCACUGGCACAAGCGCCAUAAAACUGGAGGGAAAAGGAAACCCUACCAUAAGAAAAGAAAGUAUGAACUUGGUCGCCCUCUUGCAAACACAAAGGUGUGAGACUUUACGCUUUACUUCAGUGCAUAUGGUAAUCUAAAAAUAAUCCUAAAGAUACAUACUGUAUGAAAUACCUGUGUGCGUCAUAUUAUAUGAAUUUCUUUUGCAGACUACGGAGACAAUCUACAUGGCAAAACGGAAUUAUGUUGUUAAUAAAGAUUAAUGAACUAAUUAAUCAAUUAAUUUUAAGGUCGGACCCCGCCGCAUUCUCACAGUGCGUGUGCGGGAGGUAAUAUGAAAUACUCCCGUGCAGAGACUGGACUGCCGGACCUUUUCCUGGAGCUCUGAGUUGUACUCAUAAGACCAGGAUCAUUGAUGUUGUAUACAAUGCCUCCAAUAAUGAGCUAGUGAGAACCAAGACCCUGGUAAAAAACUGCAUUGUUCUGAAAGACAGCACACCCUACAGGCAGUGGUUUUAGGCCCAUUAUGCUAUUCCUCUAGGCCGCAAGAAAGGGGCAAAGCUGGUAGGCUUUUAUUUUGAGUCUCAAAAUAUGAGUCUGUUGUUAGAUAUUCAGUUGUUUUUUUUUUCCCUCAAACUGUAAGCCUAUGAUUAUCUGAUGCAUAUUGCUCACAAACAUGGCAAGAGCUUCUGCAAUUUCCAAGAGUCAGGGUGCACAGGCCUUCAGGAGCUUGCUGUAAAAUAAAGUCAUGCAUGCUAGGUACCAGUUUGCUUCAAUGAGCACUUUGGAGGAAGAAUUAGUCACGGGAUUUGCCUAUGAAAUCUUAUAAUAUUUAAGAGUUUUGUUUAAGGAGGUUCAAUUGUGCUGAAGUUUUUAUCUACAUAAAUAGAUCAUAUUGCAUCUUAAUGAGUUGCCUCUAUGCAUCAUCAUCUCUCAGACUCCUGAAGAGGAAGAGAUCCUGUGAAUAAGAAGCGGUCAAAGAGGAUUCAAAAGAAGAUUGAUGAAUGCAGGAAGAAAAGCAAGAUUAGUAGUUUGCUGGAGGAGCAAGCUGUUCUCCUGUAUUGCGUCCAGGCCUGGGCAGUGUAGUAGGGCAAACUGAUACAUCUUGGAAGGGAAAGAGCUGGAGUUCUAUCUUUGGAAAAUCAAAGCCAAGAAAGGCAAAUAGACUUAAGCAAUUUCACCAGGGCUCUACAGUGCAAGUACAGUACAAGUUAAAAUUUGCCUUUUGUGUAUAAAUGUAAAUUAUUUGAGCACAUUUGGUGCAUCAGUCAAAACUCGUAAACAUGAUAUAUGGUACCAUUAGAAUGCAAACUAUUCCCUUUUCGGCUAACCUUAUACUGAAAUUAUGUUUCACACUGCAAUUGGCCUUUUUUUAACUGAAAUAUUUAAUGAAAGCAUGAAAUUAUGAUUAAUGCUAUAGCUCUUGAAUUCUGUAGUUCAGUUUUUCUAUGCCUGUUUGUACACAUGUUUUUUUGUAAAAAAUAGAAAUGUUGCAAUGUUUAACAAAAACUUUAACUGUGCCCCUAAACUUAAAGGCACAAGUGCUUUUAAAAAUGUAAGCAUAAAUCCCUGAUUACAUUAAACAAAAUUAUAUAAAAAUAAAAAUCUCAGUCUUUUAGACUGCUGCACUUGC